Messenger RNA from Soboliphyme baturini, 602 nucleotides. The record is from the annotation of a GenBank genome assembly. Lineage: Eukaryota; Metazoa; Nematoda; Enoplea; Dioctophymatida; Soboliphymatidae.
AUGGCCAACGGGAUGACAGCGUAUGAUGAGCAUGCGCCCCUGCCGAAGCUGCCGGUCCCUGAACCGACGCUUUCGAAAGAGAAGCUGCUCCUGUCGACGCCAACCGUAAUCGUCGACACGAAGAAGGACGCGAACGCGACUGAACUUCAGCAGUUCUGUUACCGCAACCAGUUCGCGGUGAUCAAAAGUCUGACGUCGGCCAUCAAGCUGGACCUGGGACUGUUUUCGACCAAGACUUUAGUAGAAACGGCGCCUGACUUUCAGGUCGAGGUCCGCACUCAGCUCUACUACCCAAACGAGCCGGGCAUCAUCACCAAAAAAGAAAGCUCUUGGGCUGUUGAAAAUGCGCGCUCCAUCACAUCUGUCGCCAAAUACGCGCACUACCAGUUGCAGUCGUUCCAGCAGUCGUUAAAGGAAGAACACGAGCGCAGCAAAGCCAAUUCGCGCAACGGUUCUUUGGCCGGCGAUUGUGACCCUUUCGGCAAGAAGUCGUUCGCUGACGGUCAGCCAAAGGUGAUAAAGUUCGGUAUCAACGUCGACCUAUCGGACGACGUCCGUUGGAACUCGCAGUUGCAGGUAUCAAUCGAUAUGAUUCGUUAGGC